Australozyma saopauloensis is the source of this 318-nucleotide messenger RNA. RefSeq lists its product as uncharacterized. Lineage: Eukaryota; Fungi; Ascomycota; Pichiomycetes; Serinales; Metschnikowiaceae. Bases 1 to 318 code for a protein of 105 amino acids. The record is from RefSeq and is a predicted model, not a curated record. The transcript has a single exon.
AUGUCUACCCCACACAAAUUAUUUUACAAGGGUUCCAGCGCUGACUUCGUCAUUUUCGUCGAAUCGCCUGAAAUCCUUGCCAAGUACCACAAGGGUGAAAACAUUCCUUUGAUCGACAUUGUUUCCAUUUACAAGGUGUUUGUCAACAGACAAGGUGGUGUUGAAGGUAAAUUGGAUGAGGCCUCCAAGGAAGAAUUGCAAAAUGAGUUUGGUCCAAAGGCAAAGGCUGACGACGCUAUCCGUGCCAUUUUGGAGGCCGGCGCUGACAAGUCUGGCGUUGGUGCCAUUAAAAGUGAUGAUCCUUACAGAGGAGAGUAA